This is a messenger RNA of Aspergillus tubingensis, 1383 nucleotides long. It is a transcript of the gene erg13, whose product is annotated as hydroxymethylglutaryl-CoA synthase. The transcript is spliced from 4 exons. Gene Ontology annotation, molecular function: hydroxymethylglutaryl-CoA synthase activity. The coding region runs from base 1 to 1383 and encodes 460 amino acids. NCBI's taxonomy places the organism in Eukaryota, Fungi, Ascomycota, Eurotiomycetes, Eurotiales, Aspergillaceae. Gene Ontology annotation, biological process: ergosterol biosynthetic process; acetyl-CoA metabolic process. The record is from RefSeq and is a predicted model, not a curated record.
AUGGCUGCCCGUCCUCAGAACAUUGGUAUCAAGGCCAUUGAGGUCUACUUCCCUCGUCAGUGUGUCGACCAGAGCGAGCUCGAGAAGUUCGAUGGCGUGAGCGAAGGCAAAUACACCAUUGGCCUUGGUCAGACCAAGAUGAGCUUCUGUGAUGACCGUGAAGACAUCUACUCCAUUUCCCUGACCACCUUCUCCUCCCUUCUUCGCAAGUACAACAUCGACCCCAACUCCAUUGGCCGUCUGGAGGUCGGUACCGAGACCUUGCUGGACAAGUCCAAGUCCGUCAAGUCCGUCCUGAUGCAGCUUUUGGCUCCUCACGGAAACACCAACGUUGAGGGUGUUGACAACGUCAAUGCUUGCUACGGUGGCACCAACGCUGUUUUCAACAGCAUCAACUGGCUCGAGUCCUCUGCUUGGGAUGGCAGAGAUGCCGUCGUCGUCUGCGGUGACAUUGCCCUGUACGCCGAGGGUGCUGCUCGCCCUACCGGUGGUGCUGGCUGUGUCGCCAUGCUGAUCGGUCCCGACGCCCCUAUUGUGUUCGAGCCUGGUCUCCGUGCCUCCUACGUCACCCACGCCUACGACUUCUUCAAGCCCGACCUGACCAGCGAGUACCCCGUCGUGGACGGCCACUUCUCCCUCAGAUGCUACACCGAGGCUGUCGACGCCUGCUACAAGGCCUACAAUGCUCGUGAGAAGACCCUGAAGGAGAAGGUCCAGAACGGCACCAACGGCACCGCCCAGGACGAUUCCAAGACUGCCUUGGACCGUUUUGACUACCUCUGCUACCACGCCCCCACCUGCAAGCUGGUGCAGAAGUCCUUCGCUCGUAUGCUGUACAACGACUACCUCACCAACCCCACUCACCCUGCUUUCGCCGAAGUGGCUCCUGAGCUCCGUGAUCUGGACUACGCCACUUCUCUCACUGACAAGAACGUGGAGAAGACCUUCAUGGGUCUGACCAAGAAGCGCUUCGCUGAGCGCGUCAAGCCCGCUCUUGAGGUUGCCACUCUCUGCGGUAACAUGUACACGGCCACUGUUUGGGCUGGUCUGGCUAGCUUGAUCUCCCACGUUCCCUUCGAUGCUAGCGAGUCCAAGCGCAUCGGUCUCUUCUCCUACGGCAGUGGUCUUGCCAGCUCCCUGCUUAGCGUGAAGAUUGUCGGCGACGUGUCCAACCUGGUGGAGAAGCUUGAUCUCAAGAACCGCCUUAGCAACCGCAACGUUCUUCCUCCCCAGUCCUACGUUGAUAUGUGUGCCCUCCGUGAGCACGCUCACCUCAAGAAGAACUUCAAGCCUUCUGGCAGCACCGAGACUCUCUACCCUGGUACCUACUACUUGACUGAGGUGGACGACAUGUUCCGCCGCAAGUACGACGUUAAGGCAUGA